UGGAACAGUGGAAUUUUCUUCAUUUUCGGUAGCCACUCUUGUCUUUUUUUAUGAUUAAAUGAGAUAUGGAAAGGAGGUCACCUUGAAGUGUCAUUCAAAUUUUAGCGGGGAUUAGUGUUUUAUCGUGUUUCAAGUUUUAUGAGAUUAGUUCUUAUUUGUGAGUGAAGAAGAAAGUAAAGAAGUAAGCAUGGGCGGAAAAUGGUCUGGUAUGGACCCUUCUGAGGUCGAAGUACCAGAAUUAAAGACUUUAUUGGACAGAGAUCCGUAUUUAAAACCAUACGAGAACGAAUUUCGUAAAAGAUAUGCGUUGUUCAAAGACUAUAUAGAAAAACUAGAAGGUGGUGAUGGCAAUAUAGAUAAAUUUUCAAGGGGAUAUGAAAAGUAUGGAAUCCAUGUGAACAAAGAUAACAGUGUUGUUGCAAGAGAAUGGGCGCCUGGAGCACAAGAAUUAUUUUUAGCAGGAGAUUUUAAUGGUUGGAACAGGACAGCUAACUCAUAUAAAAAAUUAGACUAUGGAAAAUGGGAAUUGCAUUUGCCCCCUCUUGCUGAUGGUAGUUGUCCUAUAAAACAUCAAUCAGAAGUUAAAGUAAUUGUGAAAAAUCAUCAUAAUGAAUUACUGGAACGAUUGAGUCCAUGGGCUACUUAUGUUACACAAAAUAAGGCUGAAAGCAUUACAUACAAGCAACGCGUAUGGUGCCCAUUACCUGAACAUGUUUAUAAGUUCAAACAUCCCAAACCGAAGAAACCAGAUAGUCUUAGAAUUUAUGAAUGCCAUGUUGGUAUUGCAACACAAGAACUAAAGGUCGGCACAUAUUUAGAAUUUGCCAAAGAUAUAAUUCCACGUAUUGUGAAACAAGGUUAUAAUACUAUACAAUUGAUGGCUAUUAUGGAGCAUGCCUACUAUGCCAGCUUUGGCUAUCAGGUGACCUCCUUCUAUGCUGCUUCAUCUCGCUAUGGCACACCAGAAGAAUUAAAAGAAUUAAUAGACACAGCUCAUCAGCAUGGCUUGUAUGUUUUACUGGAUGUCGUACACUCUCAUGCAUCAAAAAAUACUUUGGACGGAUUAAAUAUAUUUGAUGGUACUGAUAAUUGUUUCUUCCAUUCUGGUCAUCGCGGAGAUCAUCCACUUUGGGAUAGUAGGCUCUUCAAUUAUGGAGAGUAUGAAGUACUUCGAUUUUUGCUCUCUAAUUUGCGUUGGUACAUUGAGGAAUAUGGGUUUGAUGGAUUUAGAUUUGAUGGUGUCACAUCAAUGUUGUAUCAUUCAAGAGGAUUUGGACAAGGUUUUAGUGGUCACUAUGAUGAAUAUUUUGGUCUAAAUGUUGAUGUUGAGGGUAUAGUGUAUCUAAUGCUUGCAAAUCAUAUGCUACACUAUUUAUAUCCAGAAAUCACUACAAUUGCGGAAGAUGUUAGUGGAAUGCCUGGAGUUUGCAGGCCAGUUGCUGAAGGUGGUUUAGGAUUUGAUUAUCGAUUAGCUAUGGCUAUCCCAGAUAAGUGGAUUAAGCUUUUAAAGGAAGUAAAAGAUGAAGAUUGGAAAAUAGGAGAAAUUUGCUGGACAUUAAGUAAUCGAAGGUGGAUGGAAAAAACUGUAGCUUACUCAGAAUCUCAUGAUCAAGCUCUUGUAGGUGAUAAAACAAUCGCAUUUUGGCUCAUGGACAAAGAAAUGUACACCCAUAUGAGCGUAACAAGUUCCAACAGUUCAAUCAUUAACCGUGGAAUUGCUCUUCACAAUCUCAUUACAUUAAUUACACAUGCACUAGGAGGAGAAGCUUAUUUAAAUUUUAUAGGUAAUGAAUUUGGUCAUCCCGAAUGGUUGGAUUUUCCUCGAGCCGGUAACGGAGACAGCUAUCAUUAUGCCAGACGCCAGUGGAAUUUAGUUGACGAUGACUUGUUAAAAUAUAAAUUUAUGAACAACUGGGAUCGCGCUGUAAAUACUCUCGAAGAAAAAUAUGGAUGGUUACAUGCUCACCCGGCUUAUAUAAGCUGGAAGCAUGAGGAUGACAAAGUAAUUGUUUUCGAUCGUGCAGAUCUUAUAUUUGUUUUUAAUUUUCACACGGAAAAGUCAUUUCCUGAUUACACCAUUGGAGUAAAGAAUCCAGGAACUUACAAAAUUCUCUUAUGUAGCGAUAGUAAAGAUUUUGGCGGGGAAGAACGUGUUGAUACUAGCGUGCCACAUUUUACUAAGCCAGAAUCGUAUUCUGCUUAUUCAAACCGUAUGAUGAUCUACAUUCCUUGUCGCACUGCAAUUAUCUACGGCAGAGAAUCGUGAUUAUUAUCUUUUAUGGGCGCGGCCAAAAUAAGGACUGAUAUUAAACUAUGUACAAAUGUGGAAAACUAUUUUUUUUGUACCAAAAUCUUACUUGCCUAAAGAUUGCUACAUUCACAGAAACCAUACAAAUUAUACAUUAAUCACUUAUCAACUUUUUUCGAAGCAUGAUAUGAAGUUUUACUACAUUUAAACAUAAAAA
Molecule: messenger RNA, 2465 nt
Organism: Dufourea novaeangliae
Lineage: Eukaryota; Metazoa; Arthropoda; Insecta; Hymenoptera; Halictidae
Gene: AGBE
Product: 1,4-alpha-glucan-branching enzyme
Exons: 10
Coding region: 188-2266 (692 amino acids)
Biological process (GO): glycogen biosynthetic process
Cellular component (GO): cytoplasm
Molecular function (GO): 1,4-alpha-glucan branching enzyme activity; cation binding; hydrolase activity, hydrolyzing O-glycosyl compounds
Source: RefSeq, a predicted model, not a curated record